CCGCGCCUCGCUCGACCGACCCUCAUCUUGGCGUGACAGAAGGUAAACCGCUCUGAAAACAACCAGUUGUCGUCUGAUCGUUGCGCCCCAUUACAGCCGCAGCCAGACUACUCACCCUCUCAAGUCAGCCAGACGAGCGAGCCACCCAGUCAAGAAGAAGUAACAUCUCAACACGAUGCCGCGUAAGAAGGCAGAGCAAUUGUCCGAGUACGCGGAAGCAGCCAACGGCGGCGCAGGCGCAGAAGAUUCCUCCUACUCGGGCAAACAAGCGGCCGAAGUCGAGACGCUCGGCAUGGACAAUUUUGAACUGCCCAAGUCUCAAGUCGCAAAGUUGGCCAAGAGCGUGAUGCCCGCCAACGUGCAGCUCCGCAAGGAUGUCCAGACGGCCCUGAUCAAAUCAGCGACAGUCUUCAUCAACUAUCUUUCUGCAGCCGCACAAGAUCGCUCGAAUGAGAACGGCCGCAAAACUGUUACCGGGCAAGACGUGCUGCUCGCUGUGCAGGAGAUCGACAUGCCGGAGGAGAUGUUCACAGCUCUCACGAAGCAGCUUCAAGCACAACAAAAGCUGCAGAAGACAAAACGCGCGGCCGCAAAGGUGAAAGCAGCAGACAAGGCAUCCACAUCGGACGACGUCGAAGGCGGCGCCAGCAAGAAGAAGGGGAAGAAAGCAAUCGGCUCGGCGGAAGUCCGCGGAGACUCGAUGCUGGUGGACGGUGAAGAGGAGGACGAGCAGGAGGAGGACGAGGGGGAUAUUGAAGAACAAGAGGAGGACGAGGAAGAGGAAGAGGAAGAAGGGAAUGAUAUUGAUGAUGCUGACGACCAGGAAGCAGAGGAGGACUUGGUCGAAGGAGCGCUAUUGCCAAAUAAUCGCGGCGUGGGGCAAUCGCAAGACUGACUGCAUAAUGAAGCAGAGCAUCUCGCACCUCGCAUUGACUUUAAGUGUAUCAUACAUCACACAACAGCACUCU
Tilletiaria anomala UBC 951 is the source of this 968-nucleotide messenger RNA. RefSeq names its product histone-fold-containing protein. The record is from RefSeq and is a predicted model, not a curated record. Lineage: Eukaryota; Fungi; Basidiomycota; Exobasidiomycetes; Georgefischeriales; Tilletiariaceae. The transcript is spliced from 4 exons. The coding region runs from base 176 to 895 and encodes 239 amino acids. Gene Ontology annotation, cellular component: epsilon DNA polymerase complex; CHRAC. Gene Ontology annotation, molecular function: chromatin DNA binding; protein heterodimerization activity. Gene Ontology annotation, biological process: heterochromatin formation; DNA damage response; leading strand elongation.